Molecule: messenger RNA, 1386 nt
Organism: Stylophora pistillata
Lineage: Eukaryota; Metazoa; Cnidaria; Anthozoa; Scleractinia; Pocilloporidae
Product: guanine deaminase
Biological process (GO): guanine metabolic process
Cellular component (GO): cytosol
Molecular function (GO): guanine deaminase activity; zinc ion binding
Source: RefSeq, a predicted model, not a curated record
AUUUUGUUCAUAGAAAAUGGUGAAUCAAAUCAAAGCUUGUUGGAAAUGCAAUACGGAUUCACUUCAAAGGAUAUUAUCUUGUUAAAGCCAAGGCAGUUUAUCAUGCCAGGACUGAUUGACACACAUAUUCACGCACCACAGUACAGCUUCACUGGUACUGGUUAUGACUGUCAUGUUGUUGAAUGGCUGGAUAAGUACACUUUCCCAACUGAGGCCAAAUUUGAAGAUACAAACCUUGCACUCAAUGUGUACAAGAAAUUGGUGAGGAGGUUGCUCAUGAAUGGUACAACGACAGCAUCCUAUUUUGCCACCUUACAUUACAAUGCUACAGUGGUUCUUUGUGAUGUUAUUGUGGAGCUGGGUCAGCGGGCAUAUGUUGGCAUCACUGAUGUUGAUUGUUCCCAUCAUGAACACAGGAAAACAACAGAGUGCUGUGCCAAAGAAACAGAGAGGUUCAUCAAACAUGUGAUUGAAAUGAAUCAUCCCCUUGUAACACCUGUUCUGACUGCCAGAGGAAUUGCACAUUGUACUAAAUCACUCUUGACAAUUCAUGGAGAAUUGGCCAAAAAAUACGGUGUCCCAAUUCAGGGACACCUGCGUGAAAUCAAAGACGAGCUGGCUAGUUGGAACUUUGCUUCUGAGUUUUCUCAAACAUCAAAUUUGGCAAAAGUGCAUGAGGAAUGUGGGCUCUUAACAGACAAGGCCUACUAUGCACACUGUAUUUAUGUUACUGAGGAAGAGAUUGACCUGAUGUUAUCACACGGCACUGGGGUUGCACACUGUCCUAUUUCAAAUUUUGAUUUGAAAAGUGGUGUUGCUGAAAUAAGACAUCUGCUGGAUCAAAAGUUAAAAGUUGGUCUUGGAACAGAUGUUUCAGGAGGACAUUCUCCAUCAAUGCUUGAUGUCAUUCGUCAGUGUAUAACUGCCUCCAAUGUUGUUGCCUUCAGCAAGCCUGAAUCUUACAGAUCUCUGUCAUAUAAGGAUGCCUUUAGACUGGCCACUUUAGGGGGCAGUGAGGUUUUAGGAUUAAGUGACAAAAUUGGCAACUUUGAGGUUGGCAAAGAAUUUGAUGCAUUGCUCAUUGACCCUGAUGCUGAGGACUCACCCUUUGAUUGUUUUGACAAUGACACCUUAGAGGAUGUGAUUCAGAAGUUUUUGAUGCUUGGUGAUGAUAGAAACAUUCUCCAAGUGUAUGUGGCUGGGCGACCAGUAGCUGGAAGGACUCUUGUCUCUUCAUACUUCUCUUCCAAAAGGAAACAAGGAUUAGAUAUCGAGUUUACUUCUUGAACAAUGCAGAUACGAUUCAAUAUCAGGGCCCAGUUGUUCGAAGGCCGAUAAGCGCUAACCCAGGGUUAAAUUUUAAUCCAGGUUUCUAUAUUUCUCUGU